UUCAUCAUGAGAGAGCAGGUGGAUGUGAUCUGCUGUAAAUCAGUAGGAACUGAUCUGUCCAUGCUGGAUAUUGAUGAUUUCAUCACAGAAAUCUCUCAGCUGAAGAAAGAGGUGACGUCACUGAAGACAAAACUGAUGGAGAGAGACGACAGGUUACAGGAGCUGGAAAAUGUUUCCUGUCAAUCUUCAGUGUGUGUGACUGAUGGGACCUCCACAGAAUGUCAGGAUUCAGUGUGGAGCGGCAGAGAUCAGUCCACACCACAGCGACUGCUGGACAAACUCUCUGAACAGAGAUCCAGAGACACACAGGACUCACAGCUUACUUUACUCUGUUCUACUGACGGUAAUCAGGGUGAUCAAACCUCCACAGAGUGUCUGACUUCUGUCUGUAACGCUGGAGAACAGGAGAUGCUGCAGACACCAGUGAAGAUGUGUUCCGUGAAGCUGCAGGACUUCAGGAACCUGAUGAAGAUGAGAGAAUCCACAGCAGAAGAACAACAGAGUAAUGAAGAUGAUGAUGACUAUCAAACCUCAACAGAGUCUCUGACUUCUGUCUGUUACGCUGGAGAACAGCAGAUGCUGCAGAUACCAGUGAAGAUUGAAUUGAAGCUGGAGGAGAUAAAAGAAGAGAACACAGCAGAGGAACAACAGAGAGAUGAAGAUGAUUUUAUUUCUUCAGAUCUGAUGGAGUUGAAAGAGGAACAUCAAGAGCUGAAUGAAGUGGAGGAGAGACUUCAGUAUCAGAAACCUGAUUUAAUAACUGUUGAAGAAUCUUUGAGUUGCUCAAAGACUAGAAUGAGUUUCUCACUAAAAAAGCCUCAAAGAGCAGCCAAAUUUUUUUUCACCUGCUCUCCGUGUGGAAAGAGUUUCACAUGUAAAAGCCAGCUUAAUACACACAUGAGAGUUCAUACUGGUGAGGAGUCUUACACGUGCCAUCAGUGUGGAAAAAGUUCAGCAGAUGCAGACCAUCUCAAAGAUCAUCUCUGCUGUCACUCUGGAGAUCAGUGUGGGAAAAGUUUAGCAGAUGCAGGCCAUCUCAAAGAUCAUCUCUGUUGUUACUCUGGAGAAAGGUCAUUUGAAUGUGAUAUAUGUGGUAAAACAUUUGUUUUGGAUUCAUGCCUAAAGCGACAUCUGAAAUUGCACUUAAAAGAGAAGCCUUACAAGUGUUCUAUUUGUGGAAAGAGUUUUCCAUACCGGUCCUAUUUUAAAGAGCAUCAGAAAGUACAUACCGGCGUGAGGGCUCACUUGUGCUUUGAAUGUGGGAAGACCUUCACAACAGCCAUCCACUUAAAUCGGCACCAAAGAAUUCACACUGGAGAAAAACCUUACAAGUGCUCACACUGUGGAAAAAGUUUCAAUCUGUCACAAAACCUGAAAACUCACGAGAGAAUCCAUACUGGAGAAAAACCUUACAAGUGCUCACACUGUGGAAAGGGUUUCGCUCGGUCACAAUGCCUGAAACGGCAUGAGAGAAUUCAUACUGGAGAAAAACCUUACAAGUGCUCACACUGUGGAAAGAGUUUUAACCAGUCUGCUCAUCUGCAGCAACAUGUAAAAAAGUAUUGCCCAAGUAGUCACAGUGAGCAAAAAUGAUCUUCAUGUGGAACAAUACCAAGUAAAUUGUUUCAUAUUAACCCAAAGAUGCAGUGUCUCUCAAAAAAGAAGCAUCAUCUGAAGACAACAGUUUACUUCAGUUUUUCCUUGUUCUAGAUCGCUCCACAGGUGGCCCGGUUUUUCUUGACAAGUGGAAAGUCCUCGUCUGUCUGCAUUGUUGCUGUUUGCCCUUAAAAGAGUAUCACAAAGCAGUUAUGAUGUGCAUGCAUUGACUGUGUUUGUGGUUAAAAGAGUAUACUUUGAAAGGCUGAUCACUCGGCUGUGUACGAGGCUAUCCGGAAUAUGGAAAAAUUAAGAAUACAUGAGACUUUAGUGUAUCGAAUCAAUUUGUCACUUAUUUGUGCAAUAUUCUCAUUAUUGUUAAAUAACAUUUAUAAGUAUAUUUUGAUGUUAGUGAAGGUUUGGAAAAUUGAAUUCUGUCCCUUUUAAGAGUUUGCUAUGUUCCACCCAGUUAUUCUCUUGGUCAGUUGGGGCUUAAAUUGAUUGAGGUGCAGGUAUGCAUCAAUCACAUUUGUCUGUUAAUAAUGCUAAAAAAUCACCACAAAUUAUUUUUGUAUGGUAGUGAUAAUUUUACCAUUUAAUGUUUCUCUAUGGGAGUUUUCAUUCAUAAUUGUGUGGGAAUAUACUCUGUGUAGUUGUGCUGCCUUCAUGUGCAUCAGAAUUAUUGUAAAUGUGAGUUUCUUAUUCUGAAGCUGCCCAUGAAUACCCCUCAAGUUGUAAUUAUGACUGGGAAGCUCAAGAGAUAAUUUUGAUACCCAAGUUGGAAGUAGAUUUAAACUUUCAUCAUGGUGGAGCAGUGUAUGGUUUCUGUAGUGAAUGAUUUUAUUCAUUUUUCAUAAUACAACUAAUUGACCCUUUUCGCAGACAUGUCAUGACGGGUUUCUACCUUCUUUAACAACGUAAAUGUAGCUAACUUUUUUGUAUUUCCAAUUGAAAAAAAUAUUUUGUGUAAAUGUAUAACAUUGUACUUAGUAUUAUAUCACUGCAACGGGGUUCGGAAAGGAUGAAGCGGGAAACUGGAUCAACGUCAACAAGACUAUUUAUAACACAACAUCAAACUGUACAGGCACAUAAUAACACAUGUCAACAACAUACACACAGCUCCAUGUGUGUGUCUCUCUAUUUCUCUCUCUCUCUCUCUCUGGCAUCCCAGACUCCUCUUAUCUCUCUCCGGCUGAUUGAGCUACUCAGCACCAGGCGUGCACCAUCACGGCCCGGCCAUGCCCUCCUCCUUAUCACAUACUCCCACUGCUCGAUUCAGACCUGGCAAAGCUCUGGACUAACUUACCCCCAGAGAGGAUGAAUUGCCCCUUCGGCCAUGUCCUCACUGGCUGAUUCUACCCACCUCCUGGGUUCUUGGGUAGGAUGAGGGGAGGUGAGUUGAAAGAGGGUGGGAGAGACAGAGAAAAGAAAAACUCUGGUUCCCGUCCACACCUCCAUUCGGGCCAAGGCCAGCUGGGCAGCGGUCCUCCACAACGCCAGGUGAUGGCACUGGACCUCGCCUCCCAGCAGAUGACAUCGAGCUCCCCCGCCUCCCGGCAGACGUUAGAAGCUGCUCCACCUCCCGCCUGGUGGCGGCGAGCUCACCUGCCCCCUGGGGGACAGUAACGGCUCCUCCGCCCUCUAGCGGCACACAGCUAUUUGUGUGUCUGGCUCGAUCUCUCUCUCUCCCUCUCUCUCUCUCUGGCAUCCCUGACUCCUUUUUUUAUCUCUCUCCCGCUGAUUGAGCUACUUGGUACCAGAUGUGAACCCUCACAGCCCGGCCACAUCCUGGUCACAAUUACCCUGGAAUAAGUUUAAAAAAAUCAGUUACCAUGGCUGCGAUGAGGCUUCUAACACCGCUAUUGCGGGAGUGACAGAAAAUCUGUCCUGUUUCUCUCUGCUUACUACUGUUAUCCAGCAUUGUUGGAGCAAAUAGGUAUGAAGGACGAAACCUGCAAAAAUAAUAAAUAUAUAAAUAAACAAAUCUGCAUAUUCAUGCAUGAAUAUAUAAACAAUUAAAUUGCGAGGAGAUCUACAAAUAAAUAAAUAAUACACCAGUUAAUGCAAAAAUAAUAGAAUAUAAAAACUUAAAUUGUUGGAGAAAUGUAAAUUGUUAAAGGAAAUUGAAAAUUGAAAGUUGAUUUUUAUUCCACAAGCAGGGCCGGAUUCUGGGCCCCUGGUCACGAAGGCAUCACUCCCACCCCGCCUCCUAUCAACUCAACCUCAGCUAGUAAUAUGUAAAACUAUGUUGGUUAUAAAAUUCAAUUGAUUGUUCAGUAGGCUACAGCAGCCAAUGGAAAAUGAACAGUACACCAUCUAUAAAUGUAAUUAAAUCAU
Messenger RNA from Xyrauchen texanus (razorback sucker), 3933 nucleotides. RefSeq names its product zinc finger protein 391-like. NCBI's taxonomy places the organism in Eukaryota, Metazoa, Chordata, Actinopteri, Cypriniformes, Catostomidae. Bases 7 to 1593 code for a protein of 528 amino acids. The record is from RefSeq and is a predicted model, not a curated record. The transcript has 3 exons. Gene Ontology annotation, biological process: negative regulation of transcription by RNA polymerase II; regulation of immune system process; regulation of cytokine production.